AUGGCAGGUCCGCUGUGGCGGGCCACGGUGUUUGUGCAGAGACACAGGACGGGCCUGUUGGUGGGCUCCUGCGCAGGCCUGUUCGGGGCCCAGAUCUCGUACCACCUCUUCCCCGAUCCUGUGGUCCAAUGGCUAUACCAGUACUGGCCUCAGGGCCAGCCGGCGCCUCUGUCCCCGGAACUGGAGAGGCUCUUCCGGGAGGUGCAGCAGGACAUUGGCAUCCCCUCGGGCCACCACUUCGAGGCCUUUACCACCUUCACCUUCCAGCCUGUGAGUGCCGGCUUCCCGAGACUCCCUGGCGGGGCCGUCGUGGGCAUCCCCGCCAGCUUCCUGGGUGGCCCAGUGACCAACACCGACCGGCCCGUGGUGGUUUACGGGCAGCGCGUGGACUGGCGGAGCCCAGCAGGCGCCCGGCUGAGAGAUGCCCUGACCCUGUCUCGUGAGGCCCAGAAGUUUGCCUUGGCCAAGGAGGUGGUGUACCUGGAGAGUGGGGCGGCCGCCCUGCAGGCCCUGCCAGCCCCAGCCUGCCUGGCGGGCACCUGGGCGCUGGGUGUGGGGGCCAAGCGCGCCUUGGGGCUCUACGGGGGCCCCAUGAGCUUGCGGGCCGCCUUCAACGUGGUGGCAGCGGCGGCGGGCUUCGUGGCCUGCGCCUUCUCCACGGACUCUCUCACCCACGCCCUGGAAGCCUGGGUGGACCGCCGCACGGCCUCCUUGUCUGCAGCCUAUGCCCGGGGCGGGGUGGAAUUCUACGAGAAGGUUCUGUCAGGCAACCUGGCCCUUCGCAGUCUGCUGGGCCAGCAGGGGGAGAAGCUCUACACGCCCAGCGGGAACGUCGUUCCCAGACACUGGUUCCGCAUCAAACACCUGCCCGACACGGCCCGCCGGGACUCGGUCCUGCAGAUGUGGCGGGCAGCGCUUGGGCCCGGUGGCGCCUGA
This is a messenger RNA of Rangifer tarandus platyrhynchus (Svalbard reindeer), 936 nucleotides long. The record is from the annotation of a GenBank genome assembly. NCBI's taxonomy places the organism in Eukaryota, Metazoa, Chordata, Mammalia, Artiodactyla, Cervidae.